AUGGUAAUGCUACAACAUACUGAACCUGACAGCCAAAGGAUGCAAAAGCGGCAUCCAUCUCAGGGAAACCUGGCCUUCAGAGAUGACAGCAUUCGGCCUCAGGAAGAGCCUGGAAUUCGUCCUCAGUCUUCCCAGCUUGCGCUGCCCAUGGGGAUACAGGAUAGUAAGGAGCGAAACAGAACCUGCUGCCUGAAUGCGGAAACCUGCAUGCUGGGGUCCUCUUGUGCCUGCCCCUCCUCCUUCUACAGACAGAACUCUGAGCAUGAUGUCAGCAAAGAGAACUGUGGGUCUGUGCCCCAUGGCACCUGGCUGCCAAAGAAGUGUUCCAUGUCUAAAUGCUGGUAUGACCAAUUCCACUGCUUUCCUCAGGCAUUUCUACCUGGCUGUGAUGGCCCUGUGAUGGAUGAGCACCUCAUGGCUACCAAGACUCCAGAACUACUACUGUCUGCAUGUAUCAUAUUUAAAAUAAUGAAUACUUUUCCAUAA
Molecule: messenger RNA, 486 nt
Organism: Saimiri boliviensis boliviensis (Bolivian squirrel monkey)
Lineage: Eukaryota; Metazoa; Chordata; Mammalia; Primates; Cebidae
Source: RefSeq, a predicted model, not a curated record